This is a messenger RNA of Humulus lupulus (European hop), 1509 nucleotides long. Its product is annotated as large ribosomal subunit protein uL3. Bases 140 to 1309 code for a protein of 389 amino acids. The transcript has 6 exons. Gene Ontology annotation, cellular component: ribosome; cytosolic large ribosomal subunit. Lineage: Eukaryota; Viridiplantae; Streptophyta; Magnoliopsida; Rosales; Cannabaceae. Gene Ontology annotation, biological process: translation; ribosomal large subunit assembly. The record is from RefSeq and is a predicted model, not a curated record. Gene Ontology annotation, molecular function: structural constituent of ribosome; RNA binding.
UAAACUCAAUUAAAGCGAAAUAUAGGAUACCUUUGCAAAAUAAGUACUAUAAAAACAUAUCUAGGGUUUUAGUCGUAACCCUUCAGUCUGGUGCAAGUAUAGCUUACCUUCGCCGCACGAGAAGCUCAGGAAGAAGAGGAUGUCUCACAGGAAGUUUGAGCACCCCAGACAUGGUUCUCUUGGAUUUCUUCCAAGGAAGAGAGCUGCCCGCCACAGAGGAAAGGUGAAGGCUUUCCCCAAGGAUGACCCAACUAAGCCCUGCAAGUUGACGGCCUUUUUGGGUUACAAGGCUGGCAUGACCCACAUUGUCAGGGAGGUCGAGAAGCCUGGAUCCAAGCUUCACAAGAAGGAGACAUGUGAAGCUGUGACAAUUGUUGAGACACCCCCAAUGGUUAUUGUUGGUGUUGUUGGUUACGUGAAGACUCCACGUGGUCUUCGUACCCUGAACACAGUCUGGGCUCAGCAUCUGAGCGAGGAGGUGAAGAGGAGAUUUUACAAGAACUGGUGCAAGUCCAAGAAGAAGGCUUUCACUAAGUACUCCAAGCAAUACGAAAACGAAGAGGGAAAGAAAAGCAUUCAGGCACAGCUUGAAAAAAUGAAGAAGUAUGCUACUAUCAUUCGAGUUUUGGCUCACACUCAGAUCAGGAAAAUGAAGGGAUUGAAGCAGAAGAAGGCUCACCUUAUGGAGAUUCAGGUCAAUGGUGGUUCUAUUGCUCAGAAGGUGGACUUUGCAUAUGGUUUCUUCGAGAAGCAAGUCCCUAUUGAUGCUGUCUUCCAGAAGGAUGAGAUGAUUGACAUCAUUGGUGUGACCAAGGGUAAGGGUUAUGAAGGUGUUGUUACCAGGUGGGGUGUUACCCGUCUUCCUCGUAAGACUCACAGGGGUCUUAGAAAGGUGGCUUGUAUUGGUGCCUGGCAUCCUGCCAGAGUGUCCUUCACAGUUGCUAGGGCUGGACAGAAUGGAUACCAUCACCGUACUGAAAUGAACAAGAAGGUCUACAAGCUCGGCAAGGCUGGGCAGGAGUCCCACACUGCUGACACCGAGUUCGACAGGACUGAGAAGGACAUCACUCCCAUUGGUGGGUUCCCUCAUUAUGGUGUGGUGAAGGAUGACUAUCUAUUGAUCAAGGGAUGCUGUGUUGGACCCAAGAAGAGGGUUGUCACCCUCCGCCAGUCGCUUCUCAAGCAAACCUCUCGUGUUGCUCUCGAGGAGAUCAAGCUCAAGUUUAUCGAUACCUCCUCGAAGUUCGGGCAUGGACGUUUCCAGACAACACAGGAGAAGCAGAAGUACUAUGGAAGGCUCAAGGCAUAAUUUUGCAAAUUUGGAAAGAAUUUUGGGCCAUCAAAGUAAACUAGGAAGUUUCAGUUUUUAUGAUUGUGAGAUUCUGUCGAGACAGUUUUGCUUUAGUUUUAUGUAUUUUGAAUAUUUACUACUGCCUUUGAUGCCUGUGAGAAUCUAUUGGUUUUCGUCAGAGUUAAUUUUGGAAUUAAUAUAAUCAAUUUUCGUAUUAA